GCAACUCUCCUCUCUCUCUUUUGACCCUCAACCUGCCGUCCCUAAAAGCUCCAACGAUUGUCGCGAGAGCGUCAUUCAGAACACCCGCAGAGAGAGAGAUGUGCACUUUGGAAAAAAGGGGCAAGAUCUUCAUCCUAACGCUAACCGGCGCAGGUGAACACCGCCUAAAUCCCGUGCUACUUGAUGCGGUCCAGUCGGCUUUGCGCCACGUCCGAGACGAGUCCAUUUCCUCCCCAUCUUCGGCUCUAAUCACCACCGCCCAAGGCAAGUUCUUCUGCAAUGGCUACGAUCUUGACUGGGCCGGGUCCUCUCCAUCUCGCUCCGAACUCAUGAACUCAAAACUCCAAUCACUUGUAGCCGACCUCAUCUCGCUCCCCAUGCCCACCAUCGCAGCCGUCUCUGGCCACGCCUCAGCCGCCGGUUUCAUCCUCGCUCAGAGCCACGACUACGUCCUCAUGCGGAAAGACCGAGGCUUCCUUUACAUGAGCGAGCUCGAUAUUAACCUGGUAAUUCCGGCUUGGUUCAUGGCUCUAAUUGAGUGCAAGAUCGGCUCACCGAUGACUCGGCGUCACCUGGUUUUAACAGCGGCUAAGGUGACGGCUAAGGAAGCCGUGGAGAAGGGGAUUAUCGACUCGGCACACGAUAGCGCGGAGGAGACGGUUAAGGCUGCGUUAAGGUUGGGGGAGGAGUUGGGAGGAAGGGAAUGGGAUGGACACGUGUACGCUCAGAUUCGCAUGAAUCUGUUGGCUGGGGUCUUGGAUGAAAUCGCUGCGAGAAGAAGCACUCGAUCGCGAAUGUAGACCCCAUUGCCGAUUCUUGCUUACAUAUGAUGCUCUUCCUCUUGUGUUUUUAUAUGUGGUCUAGCUUUUUGGUUUUUGGGAAUAUUUAUUUUUGCAAGUAAACAUGUAGUCAUUUUGUGAUAUCUCAUAUGAUAUGGAUAAGGGUAGGUGGUGUGUGAGAUUUCACAUUGCUUGAAAAUAAGAAGUUAUUACUCUUUAUAAGAUUUCAAUGAACCUUUAAUUGUAUCAUUGAUUAGUCCUUUUGAAGUAUAAGAUAUGUGGUUUGGGCCUUUUAUUGCGGCAUUAUAAAUGGUAUCAGAACCUAUCCCAACUUGAAAUGUGAGACUUGAGUCGUGCCACCUGUAAUAGACAGGCCCGAUGAGGACGUCAGGAGUUUAAGGGGGGUAGAUUGUGAUAUCUCAUAUGAUAUGGAUAAAGGUAGGUGGU
Messenger RNA from Juglans regia (Persian walnut), 1226 nucleotides. RefSeq names its product enoyl-CoA delta isomerase 1, peroxisomal-like. The transcript has a single exon. Gene Ontology annotation, biological process: fatty acid beta-oxidation. The record is from RefSeq and is a predicted model, not a curated record. Lineage: Eukaryota; Viridiplantae; Streptophyta; Magnoliopsida; Fagales; Juglandaceae. Gene Ontology annotation, cellular component: peroxisome. Bases 99 to 800 code for a protein of 233 amino acids. Gene Ontology annotation, molecular function: delta(3)-delta(2)-enoyl-CoA isomerase activity; enoyl-CoA hydratase activity.